UCCAUUGUCAUAGCCAUGGAAUGAGACUGAUGCUGCUUAAAUAAACAGCUCACGACGCUAUUCAGAUGUGGUCCCGUUCUGUUCGUGUCUGUAUAUAAAUGGUGCCCUGUGUGAGGAGAACGUUAGACUAGGAUAAAGAAGAAAAUCUUGGAAAAACUCGGGCGCCGGAGACCCAGGUUGUUAAACAGGAGGAAUGCAUCAUUCCCUCUUUGUCUACAUCUGAUGUCUUUGUAAGUAAUCUUUUUCUAGGGGCUUCCUGGGUGACCAAAAUGGGAAAUAAUUUAUCUAAAACAGAAUGGGACGUUUUUUACCAUCUUGAGAAAAUAUUACAAGAUAAAGGACGUUCAGAUAUCUCAAAAAAUGAACUGAAAGACUUAUUAGUCUGGGUAAAAGCGAACACUCAAAAUAUAGACUUGCAGUCUGCUUUUACCUUUGGUUUUUGGGAUCAAAUAAACUGGAAAAUCUAUGAUCUGUUCUCUCUCAAAAAGGACGAGACUGUAAGGAAACUCCUGCCUGUUUCCCGGACUUUGUUAGAGUGUUUUAAACAAACUGACUGUGACACAGACAUCUCCAAACAACAUUACAAAAUAUCUUGCUCAGACCCUUUAAAUCCAAGUAAUACCGGGUCACCCUCCUUUUCUGUGGAAGUUUUGGGUUCCCCUCAGAGUUCCUUCCCUUCUGAAGCGUUGAGUGCUUUUCUCGGGAACGAUAACGGUGUCGGGUCCUCCGGAAACUGCAAAUCGGAACAGCUACCAGCUCCGGUUGUGUCCCCUGCUUCUUCCAGGCUUGUCAGCGUCUCUGCAGUUGAGAGCAGUCCUUCGCCGCUCCCUCUGGGAAAAAAUGAACUUUUGCCACCUCCUUCAGGUUCCCUCAGCGGGAUUGGAGGUGCUACUGUGUGUCUGCAAAGUGCAUCCACGAUUAACAUUACAGGUCCUGAAGGAAAGACUGCACCGGUGCGUCCUUUUGUUGUUCAGUUCAGUCUGGGGGAGAGGCAUCCUGCCCCAAUGCAGAGCAAAACUGGAAGUGGGCCUGUGAUGACAACCACAUCGAAACCUGCCACUUUAAACAUUGCCUGGAAAACCGAUCAUCCUAUAUGGAUUGACCAAUGGCCUCUAACAGAGAAAAAAUUAAAUAUCCUUAAUAAAUUGGUAAAGGAACAAUUACAGCAGGGUCUCAUCGUCCCAGCAAACAGUCCCUGGAAUUCACCAGUCUUCAUCAUACACAAGAAGACAUCGGACUCCUGGAGGUUGCUUCAUGACCUGAGGAGGAUCAAUGAGGUGAUCGAAGACAUGGGACCCCUUCAACCUGGACUCCCCUCUUUACCAAUGAUCCCAAAACACAGGUCUCUUGUCGUCAUUGAUUUAAAAGACUGUUUUUUCCACAUUCCACUUCACCCCGAUGAUGCUCCAAGAUUUGCUUUUUCAGUUCCCGUCAUCAAACGAAGAGAAUCUGUGCAGAGAUAUCACUAGAAAUCACUGCCACAAGGGAUGAAGAACUCGCCUAUAAUUUGUCAAUAUUUCGUUGCCCAAGCUUUGUCUCCUGCUCGACAGAAGUUUCCAAGAUCUAUGAUUUUACACUACAUGGAUGGUUUGGAUGAUCUAUGAUCUAUGAUUAUACACUACAUGGAUGAUUUGCUCAUCACAGCUUCAACGCAGGAAGAGAUGGAGCAAACCCGUGCUUGUGUUGUCACUGAAAUCUAAAAAGCUGGACUUGAAAUUUCUGCAACAAAAAUCCAGGAAGUUCCGCCCUGCAAGUAUCUGGGAUGGAAGAUACUGAGACGACAAUAAUGCCACAGAAACUACAGAUCCAGACCAGUGUCAACAACCUGCAAGACUUACAACAACUCUUGGGAGAAAUCAAUUGGGUCAGACCUGUUUUGGGAAUCACCAACGAUGAACUAGGUCCACUUCUCAAUUUGCUGAGAGGAAGCUGCCACAUCACUUCUCCAAGAACCUUAACCCCCGAAGUUCAUGCAGCGCUCGACAAGAUCGCGGAAGCUCUCCAAAGAAGACAAGCUCAUCGCUGCAUUCCUGGAAAACCUUUCUUUUUUGCAGUUUUAGGAGAAAAAAUGCAACUUUGUGGUCUCAUUUUUCAGUGGGACCCUUCUGAGCCAGAUCCUUUGUUGAGAAUAGAAUAAUUUUUUCUUCCCUACAGGUCUCCAAAGACUAUUUUCACAGUCUUAGGAAUGAUUGCACAAAUUGUAAUUAAAGCCAGAACCAGAUUGUUAACUUUAGCAGGCCAAGAAUUUGCAGUUAUCUAUUUGCCAUUGAAAAAACACUGUCUUAAUUGGGCAAUGCAAAAUUCUGAUGAUUUACAUCAUGCAUUCUUGGGCUUCCCAGGUGUUUGUUCUAUUCACUACCCAGCUCACAAACUAUUGCAGGCAAAAUUGUGUUUUAGAGAAAAACCUAAAUUAAGUGAAGAACCUUUAAAUGCAGUCACUCUCUUCACUGAUGGCUCUGGCAAAAGUCACAAAUUAGUCGUAACUUGGUUGAGCCAAAAAACUAAUGCUUGGGAGUCAGACAUUCAGAUAGUAGAAGGGUCUCCUCAGAUUGCUGAGCUUGAGCUGCUGCUUUUCAGCUCUUUUCUCAACCUCUUAACUUGAUCACAGAUUCUGCUUCAGUUGCUAAUGUAGUUAUGAGAUUAGAAGGGUCAGUUUUAAAAGAUGUUAUUAAUGAUACUUUAUAUUGUUGGCUUUUAUGUCUUUAUACAACU
This is a messenger RNA of Passer montanus (Eurasian tree sparrow), 2712 nucleotides long. RefSeq lists its product as uncharacterized. The coding region runs from base 270 to 1469 and encodes 399 amino acids. NCBI's taxonomy places the organism in Eukaryota, Metazoa, Chordata, Aves, Passeriformes, Passeridae. The transcript is spliced from 2 exons. The record is from RefSeq and is a predicted model, not a curated record.